CAACCUGCCUCAGGUCAGUGUCGCCACUCGUAGGAAAAAAGUAUUUAUGAGAAAUUAUUGUUUUUUUAACUACGCAUCACUGACUUUCAUUGUUAUGGCGCUGCUGUACGCCGAUACUGUCUACUGAUGUACGGAUGCGCAUUUUAAAUUUCAAAAAUGAUUUAUUUAUUGUUAAUUAAUUUUUACAGCGUUUGACUUUGUACUUUUAUAUAUAAAUUUUAAUUAUGAACAAUUCCAAAAGUAUUCCUUACCGCAAAUGUGGUGUGAAAUACUGUAAGAGCAGAAAUUCGGUACAUUCGACCAAUUUAAUUCGUUACUUCACGUUACCGAAGGAGUCCGAAAGACGUGCGAUGUGGAUUGAGAAUUGUGCUCUCGAAUUGGCUGGCAAAGACGUUAUCGUUAAAGAUGUUCGGAUAUGUCAGGAUCAUUUUGAAGACAAAAUGUUCCUGAAUGUUAAUCGUAAAAACAGGUUAACAGAUAAUGCUGUUCCUACCCUCUUUAACGACGAACGAUUAUUGGUUUUAGAUGACAUACUGGCUAAACGAGCAAGUCACAACGAAAUGGAGAGUCAUUUGGAUUUGUCUGCACCUUUUUGUCAGUUUAGAUUACUAGAAGAAACGACGUCAUUGGACAUGCAAGUAACAAACAGCCUGGCGGAAGAGAAAUGCGACUUGUGUCUAGAGUCGUUUACGUCUAAAGAGGGAUUGAAACAUCAUAUUAUAACAUCGCACAAUAGUAUUCCUACGAUCGAUGAAAGUUCAAUGAAACAAGAAGAAGAAAAUAGAAUUGAAGAUAAUAAUAUAAUCAAUGAGACCAAUAUUAAUUCGGGAAAAGAUGAAAUAAAAGAAUAUUGCGUUAAUUCGUUGAACAAAAAUGAAGACGCCAAACAUAUAGACAUCCAACAAACAAACGACUUGGUGGAUGAAAUAUGUGACAUGUGUCUGGAGUUGUUUACAUCUAAAAAGGAAUUGAAACAUCAUAUUACAACAUCGCACAAUGGUAUUUCUACGAUUGAUGAAGGUUUAAUAUCAACAGAAGAUGAAAAGGGAUUCAAAGUUACUGAUGAGAAAGUUAAAAUUGAAAUUAAAGACGAAACUGAUAUUUCUAACUGUCCUGUGGGCAAAAUAAAUGAAGAUAAUGAAGAAGAUAUAAAAGAGCAUUUUCAAGAAGCCUUAGUGAUAAAAACGAGUCCUACUUGCUUUGAAAAAUCAUAUAAUGUCUGUGAGACGGCUCAGAAUAAUUUUUAUAAAACAUCCGAUGAGAUUUCAUACAGUGUCAGAGAAACGUGCAGCGAAAGCAUAGUGAAAGUCGAAAUGGACCUAGUAGAUGGUCAUUAUUAUGAGUCUUUGAUAGAAAUUGAUAACAAUUUCCAAUUAGAUGAGCAAACAACAAGCUAUGAUUUGGACGAGGUUCAGCCAUUUGUCUGUGAUAUAUGUAAAAUGACAUUUGCUACCAAAAGGAGAGUGGCCAGACACAUAUAUCAAUCACAUAGUACACACCCAACAACACAGAAAAGCACUGGAAAACAAGUCGUCCAAAAUAAUUUCAUUGUCAAUCAUACGACUAACAAUGUGACCAAAGGAUGUACCGAAAACAUCAGCCGACGCUACAAUUGUGAUGUGUGUCGUAAGGAUUUUUCUUAUAAAUCCACCCUUGCAAACCAUAGACGUAUGCACACUGGUGAAAAACCUUAUAAAUGUUCAGUGUGCUCAAAAUCGUUUGCUCGAAAAUCCUACCUCAAAAACCAUUUAAUCAUUCACACUGAUGAAAAACCUUAUAAAUGUGUGGUGUGCUCAAAAUCGUUUUAUCGAAAAUCUAACCUCACUUCACACGAAGGCGUGCACAUUGCUAAUAAACCCUAUAAAUGUGGUAUAUGCUCAAAAUCAUUUUCUCAAAAAGUUGGCCUCAAAGAACACAUACCCGUGCACACUGGGGAAAAGCCAUUUAAAUGUGUCGUUUGCUCAAAGUCGUUUUCUCGAAAAGGCCCGUUCAAACUACACGAACGCGUGCACACAGGUGAAAAACCUUAUAGCUGUGAUGUAUGUUUAAAGUCGUUCUCCAAUAAGUCUGACUGCACAAAACACAAACGCCUACACACUAAUGAAAGGCCCUACAAAUGUGUUGUGUGCUCAAAAUCGUUUGCAUUGAAUCUCUACCUCAAACUACAUAAACGGGUGCACACUGGAGAAAAGCCCUACAAAUGUGAUGAGUGCCCAAAGUCAUUUGCUCGAAACACCCACCUCACAGGACACAAAAUCGUGCAUACUCGUGAAAAGCCUUAUAAAUGUGACGCAUGCUCUAUGCCUUUCUCUAAUAAGGUUGAGUUCGCAAAACACAAACGCUCACACACUGGUGGAAAGACAGCUCACAAAUGUCAUGUGUGUUUAAAAUCAUUUUUUCGAAAAUCCCAUUUUGCACUACACAGAUGCGUGCCCACUGCUCGAUGAGUUCUACAAAUGUAAUUAACCGCUUUUCAUUCAAUCAGUUUGUAAAUAAAUUGCGUUAAAUAGAGUAAUUGUAACUCAAUAGGCUAUGUAAGUGCAACUACUAGCGUUUAAUCGAGGCUAUUUAAUUUUAAUUAAAUUUAACUACAACCACUAGACGUAUAAGUGUUUUAACGUUAAACAAAAACAAAAAAUGUUCUAUGUAAUUAAGUUGAUGUACUUCUCUUAAUAAUGCAGACUUUUUUUAUUGAAUACAUGACAUUGUUAUUGUUUUUAUUA
This is a messenger RNA of Adelges cooleyi (spruce gall adelgid), 2723 nucleotides long. Its product is annotated as zinc finger protein ZFP2-like. The coding region runs from base 225 to 2447 and encodes 740 amino acids. The transcript has 8 exons. The record is from RefSeq and is a predicted model, not a curated record. Gene Ontology annotation, biological process: regulation of DNA-templated transcription. NCBI's taxonomy places the organism in Eukaryota, Metazoa, Arthropoda, Insecta, Hemiptera, Adelgidae. Gene Ontology annotation, molecular function: RNA polymerase II cis-regulatory region sequence-specific DNA binding; DNA-binding transcription factor activity, RNA polymerase II-specific.